Triticum turgidum subsp. durum (durum wheat) is the source of this 747-nucleotide messenger RNA. The record is from the annotation of a GenBank genome assembly. NCBI's taxonomy places the organism in Eukaryota, Viridiplantae, Streptophyta, Magnoliopsida, Poales, Poaceae.
AUGGCGUCCAGCGACGAGAAGCCUGUUCCGACGCCGGCCUCGACGGGAGGCGACGGCGGGCCGCCGGGGAGGCCGACGACGACGUCGACGAUGCUGCUGGACAAGGGCGCGGCGGCGCUGCAGUCGCUGCGCCCGGUGAAGCAGAUGAAGCAGCACGUGUGCACGUUCGCCCUGUACGCGCACGACCCGCGGCGGCAGGUGGAGACCCACCACUACGUCUCCCGCCUCAACCAGGACGUCCUCCAGUGCCCCGUCUACGACUCCGACGACAAGCACGCCCGCCUCAUCGGCGUGGAGUACAUCGUGUCGAGGGAGAUCUUCGAGUCGCUGCCGGCGGAGGAGCAGAGGCUGUGGCACUCGCACGCGCACGAGGUCAAGGCGGGGCUGUGGGCCAACCCGUGGGUGCCCAGCGUGCUGGGCAAGCCGGAGCUGGACCACAUGGCCGGCACGUUCGGCAAGUUCUGGUGCACCUGGCAGGUGGACCGCGGCGACCGCCUGCCGCUCGGCGCGCCCGCGCUCAUGGUGUCGCCGCAGGGGGAGCGCGACGGCGCCGUGCGCCCGGACCUGGUGCGGAGGCGCGACCAGAGGUACAGCUUCUCCACGGAGGAGCUCAGGGCCGCCAGGGCCGACGUGGAGGUGCCGGCCGAGCCGCGCCCCGGCCAGGCCGACUACUGGGUCCGCCACCACAAGGGCUUCGCCGUCGACGUCGUGCCGCACGAGAUGAAGCGCCACGCGCCGUUUCCGUGA